AUGGAGGACAGCGCCCAGGCAGGUGUGCAGGCUCUGCCCUUUGCCGUACGCGAGCACUGCAAGCAGCAGGAUUGCCGGGAGGUGUGCCGACUGGCGUUCGAGAGCUGGCGUGGGCUGAAAGACGGUGACCUGGAGGUAACUGAGGUGUCUGGCGGUGUGACCAAUGUGCUGCUGAAAGUGGAAGCACCGCAGUCCUCAGGGUUGUCUCCGGUUGUUGUCCGCGUUUUUGGCAACAACACAGAGAAGUUCAUAGAUCGUGGCACAGAAGCCAAAUGCAUAAAAGCUCUUGCCCCACUUGGUUUUGGUGCACAGGUGCUGGCUGAAUUUUCAAACGGCAGGAUUGAGGCAUUCCUGGAUUGCCACACCCUGGAGCCUGAGGAACUUGCGCAUCCUGUGCUGUCAGCCCGCAUUGCUUGCAAGCUCCAUGAAUUCCAUUCUACUGAGGUUGAUAUACCAAGGGUGCCACAAUUGUUUCCUCUCGUGAGGAAAUUCAUUAGUGUUGCCAACAGUAUCAGCUUCACCAAGGCUGAGGAUCAGAAGAGGUUUGAGGGCCUCCAUCUAGACAGGAUAGCAGCUGAGUUGGAUGAACUGGAGCAGAUGUGCGUGGACAGCCGCUCGCCAGUCGUGUUCACCCACAAUGACCUUCUGGCAGGCAAUAUUUUGUUGCUGAGAGAUCCUGGGUCUGGUGGAUUCGACAACGAGAAGGGGACGAUGACUUUCAUUGACUUCGAGUAUGGUUGCUAUUCGUUUCGGGGAUUUGACUUCGGGAACCAUUUCAAUGAGUAUGCGGGCUUCGAGUGUGACUGGUCGAGAUAUCCAAAUCAUGACCAACAAAGACGCUUUGUGGCAGCGUAUCUGCAGCACGGCACAGAGGUACCACCGACUGAUGAGGAAGUGGAACGACUUGUUGCAGAAGCCGACCUCUUUUCGUUGGCGUCACAUAUCUUCUGGGGAGUGUGGGCUAUACUUCAGGCUGGCUUCUCUCCCAUCGACUUCGACUAUCUUGAGUACUCCCAGAAUCGUCUGGGUGAGUACUACAGAAGAAGGGGGGAUGUGAUGAGGAUGGCACGUGAAUUUCUGUUAAUGGGGAACUGA
Ostreobium quekettii is the source of this 1095-nucleotide messenger RNA. NCBI's taxonomy places the organism in Eukaryota, Viridiplantae, Chlorophyta, Ulvophyceae, Bryopsidales, Ostreobiaceae. The record is from the annotation of a GenBank genome assembly.